This is a messenger RNA of Saccostrea cuccullata (small rock oyster), 512 nucleotides long. RefSeq lists its product as uncharacterized. The transcript is spliced from 4 exons. Bases 3 to 512 code for a protein of 169 amino acids. NCBI's taxonomy places the organism in Eukaryota, Metazoa, Mollusca, Bivalvia, Ostreida, Ostreidae. The record is from RefSeq and is a predicted model, not a curated record.
GGAUGAUAAAUGAAGGUUUUGGGGAGACACACAUUAACAGUAUUCUUGCUGCCUUGAACAUUCCAAGCAUCACCCAAAAAGCACUUAAGAGGAGGGAGAGAGAAGUCGGACACCAACUUAACUUUAUGGCAGAUGAAUCAUGCAAGAAGCAGUUAAAUAAAGAACUAGAAGUGAGUGAUGGAAAACUGACCGUUUCUUUUAAUGGUGCCUGGCAAAAGCAUGGAACUGGUCAUGCUUAUAACAGCCUAACAGGACAUGCCACAUUAUUUGGAAAAAAAACAAAGAAAUGCAUUAAAUAUGCUGUUAAAGGAAAGAGAUGCAGGAUAUGUGAUGCGGCAAAGGACAAAGGAGUUUGUCCACGAAAACAUAACUGUUCACGUAAUUGGUCCGGUUCUUCAAAAGCCAUGGAACCGGCCAUGGCUUGUGAAAUGGUGCAGAGCAUUUAUGAUGAUGGAGGAAAGGUAGAUACGCUUGUAAUGGAUAAUGAUUCCACUACUAUCACAUGGACUUAA